This is a messenger RNA of Abrus precatorius (Indian licorice), 2052 nucleotides long. RefSeq names its product pollen receptor-like kinase 3. The record is from RefSeq and is a predicted model, not a curated record. The coding region runs from base 1 to 2052 and encodes 683 amino acids. Lineage: Eukaryota; Viridiplantae; Streptophyta; Magnoliopsida; Fabales; Fabaceae. Gene Ontology annotation, molecular function: protein kinase activity; ATP binding; protein binding. The transcript is spliced from 2 exons. Gene Ontology annotation, biological process: protein phosphorylation.
AUGGCCAUAGCUCAGGCAAUAAUUCACCCAAUUUUCUUCGUCAUAAUCCUUAUCAUCAUAACUUUCCCUGUGAUACAUUCCAUGUCAGAAACCGAAGCUUUGUUGAGUCUCAAAAACUCGUUGUCCAAUACACAAGCUUUGGAUAGUUGGGUGGCUGAUUCUGUGCCUUGCACUGAAGAUGAUCAAUGGGAAGGUGUUUUUUGCUACAAUGGCAUUGUCUCGGGGCUUCGCCUUGGAGGAAUGGGGUUAUUAGGAGAUAUAGAUGUUAAUGCAUUGCUUGAACUCAAGGGUCUUCGAACUAUUAGCCUUGUCAACAACUCUUUCUCAGGUUCCAUACCACAGUUCAACCGAAUAGGUUUCUUGAAAGCCAUAUAUUUGUCAGGAAACAAGUUUUCUGGGGACAUUCCUCAAGAAUACUUCAAGGGAAUGAGGUCUUUGAAGAAGUUGUUGCUUUCUGACAACCAAUUCACGGGUCAUAUUCCAUCAUCAUUGGCUGAGAUUCCUCAGCUUAUGGUGUUGCAUCUUGAGAACAACCAGUUUAGUGGAAGUAUUCCUGAUUUGAAUAACCCAUCAUUGGUGCAACUCAAUUUGUCCAACAACAAUCUAGAGGGUAAAGUUCCAGCUAGUUUGUUGAAAUUCAACGAGAGUUCUUUUGGUGGAAAUCCGGGUCUUUGUGGUAACAUGUUUGGUAGAACGUGUGAACUUGUUGAUGAACGAAGUAAUGCAGGAUUGAGCAAUGUUGCGGGUAAUGUGUCUGAGCCAAAUAGGAGUAGGAGUAGCAUGUUGGAGAUUGUUGUCUUUGUGGUGGCUAGUGUAGUGAUUGUCUCACUUAUUGUCUUUUUAAUUGUGAGAUCGAGGAGAAAGAAGAAUGAGGAUGUUGAUAUGAUUAGUGCAGUGGAGGUUCAGGUAGCUGCUGCACCAGUGAAAAGGGACGUGGAUACAUCAGUUAAAAAAGCAUCAUCAAGCAGAAGGGGAGGAUCCAGUCAUGGUAAGGGCGUUGGAGAGGUUGUGAUGGUGAACAGCGAGAAGGGUGUGUUUGGAUUACCAGAUUUGAUGAGGGCAGCGGCUGAAGUGCUAGGAAAUGGAGGGCUUGGAUCUUCUUAUAAGGCUGUGAUGGCUAAUGGAGUGGCUGUGGUUGUGAAAAGGAUAAGAGAUAUGAAUAUAUUGGAAAAAGAUGGUUUUGAUGCAGAGAUGAGGAAGCUAGGAAAGCUCAAACACUGGAAUAUCUUGACCCCUUUAGCUUAUCAUUACAGAAAGGAAGAGAAACUAGUGAUCUCUGAGUAUGUUCCCGGAGGCAGUCUAAUGUAUUUGCUGCAUGGUGAUAAGGGUCCAUCCCAUGCUGAACUAGAUUGGCCGGCACGUUUGAAUAUUGUUCAAGGAAUUGCUGAAGGGAUGCGUUAUCUUCUCACAAAUUUUGCUUCUUCUGAUCUACCACAUGGCAACCUCAAGUCCAGCAAUAUACUCCUUGGACCAGAUUAUGAUCCACUGCUUGUAGAUUAUGGGUUUAGCCAUAUGGCCAACCCUUCAAGUGUUGCACAAACACUAUUUGCUUACAAGGCACCUGAAGCAGCACAAGGCCAAAUUUCACCUAGUUGUGAUGUUUACUGCCUUGGAGUUGUAAUACUUGAGAUACUCACUGGGAAAUACCCUUCUCAAUAUCUUAGCAAUGGCAAGGGUGGAACUGAUGUAGUGCAAUGGGUUGCAACAGCAAUCUCUGAGGGAAGGGAAGCAGAACUACUUGAUCCUGAAAUUGCAAGCUCUAGGAAUUCACUAGGUGAAAUGGUGCAACUCCUUCACAUUGGUGCUGCUUGCACUCAAAGCAACCCUCAGGAACGGUUAGAUAUGGUGGAAGGUAUUAGAAGAAUAGAGGAGAUUAAAACCAAUGGUGGCCUAGAAUCAAGAACAAUAGAGGUCUUGCCAUCUCUUAGAGAUGGCUAUGCAGACUCUCAUGUAUGUGAGAGCCAAGAAAAUGGUGACCAAUCAAGGACAAGGAGUAGACAUGGAACAAACAGCUUUGGAAGCCAGGGUAAUUUUGAAUUUGGCAUCUCCUAG